Eubalaena glacialis (North Atlantic right whale) is the source of this 1751-nucleotide messenger RNA. RefSeq names its product egl-9 family hypoxia inducible factor 2 (gene EGLN2). Lineage: Eukaryota; Metazoa; Chordata; Mammalia; Artiodactyla; Balaenidae. Gene Ontology annotation, biological process: cellular response to hypoxia; peptidyl-proline hydroxylation to 4-hydroxy-L-proline. Gene Ontology annotation, cellular component: nucleus; cytoplasm. The record is from RefSeq and is a predicted model, not a curated record. Gene Ontology annotation, molecular function: ferrous iron binding; L-ascorbic acid binding; peptidyl-proline 4-dioxygenase activity. The transcript has 6 exons. Bases 413 to 1651 code for a protein of 412 amino acids.
GCCCCGCGCGGCUCGCGCCUGCGCAAGCCCUGGUCUCCUCCGCCCGGAUGCGGUCACGUGCCCACCGGGCGAGGCGGGGGCGGAGCAUCGCGGGUGGUGGGGGCGGGGUAUGGCGCGCUGUGCGGCGCAGGGCGGCUGGCACAAACGGCGGCGCCGGGGCCGGAGGAAAAACCUCGCCACCGUGACAGGUCCCUUCCCAAGCCCCUAGGGACAGCAGAGGACUUGGGGACCAGCAAGCACCCCCAGGGCACGAGAAAAGCCUCUGCCAUCUGCCCUGCCUCAUCCUGCCCCACGCCAGGCCCAGCCGCCCCGGCCCCCGGCUGCAUCAAGUGGAGGAGGAGGAGGUGGAGGAGGGUGGCACCAUGGGCCUGGGCCGUGCCCUCCAUGCGCGGGGGAUGAAGACACUGCUGCCAUGGACAGCCCGUGCCAGCCGCAGCCCCUGAGUCAGGCUCUCCCUCAGUUGCCGGGUUCGGUGUCAGAGCCCUUGGAGCCUAGCAGGGCCAGGAUGGGGGUGGAGAGUUACCUGCCCUGUCCCCUGCUGUCCUCCUACCACCGUCCAGGAGGGCCUGGUGAGGCCUCGGCGGGGAGUGGGACCCCCAGAGCCACAGCUACUUCCACCACAGCCAGCCCCCUGCGGGAGGGCUUCGGUGGGCAGGAUGGCGGCGAGCUGCGGCCGCUGCAGAGUGAGGGUGCUGCGGCACUGGUCACCAAGGGGUGCCAGCGACUGGCAGCCCAGGGCGCCCGGCCCGAGGCCCCCAAACGGAAAUGGGCAGAGGAUGGUGGGGAUGCCCCCGCCCCCAGCAAGCGGCCCUGGGCCAGGCAGGAGAACCAGGAGGCGGAGGCAGAGGGGGAGGGCUGCAGCAGUGGCAGUGGUGAGGCCAGCGCCGGGCUGAGGGAGGAGGUGCUGCCCGCUGCGCCUGAGCGCCUGGCCCUGGACUAUAUUGUGCCCUGCAUGCGGUACUAUGGCAUCUGCGUCAAGGACAGCUUCCUGGGGGCGGCACUUGGUGGCCAAGUGCUGGCAGAGGUGGAGGCCCUGAAGCGGGGCGGGCGCCUGCGUGAUGGGCAGCUAGUGAGCCAGCGGGCUAUCCCGCCACGCAGCAUCCGUGGGGACCAGAUUGCCUGGGUGGAAGGCCAUGAGCCAGGCUGCCGAAGCAUCGGUGCCCUCAUGGCCCACGUGGAUGCUGUAAUCCGCCACUGUGCUGGGAGGCUGGGCAGCUACGUCAUCAAUGGGCGCACCAAGGCCAUGGUGGCAUGUUACCCAGGUAACGGGCUGGGGUACGUGAGACACGUUGACAAUCCCCAUGGCGAUGGGCGCUGCAUCACCUGCAUCUAUUACCUGAAUCAGAACUGGGACGUCAAGGUGCAUGGCGGCCUGCUGCAGAUAUUCCCUGAGGGCCGUCCCGUGGUAGCCAACAUUGAGCCACUCUUUGACCGGCUGCUCAUUUUCUGGUCUGAUCGGCGGAACCCCCAUGAGGUGAAACCAGCCUAUGCCACCAGGUACGCCAUCACUGUCUGGUAUUUUGAUGCCAAGGAGCGAGCAGCAGCCAAAGACAAGUAUCAGCUAGAAAGGUGUCCAAGUACCCGUAUCACAGCCGACUACGCCCACCUAGUGGCUGGCCCCAGAGCUGCGCAGACAGACAGCUUGCCCUGACUUCGGGGGAGCCCUGGGCCCCGGUGCCGCCAGUCACGGUGCCUGCUCCUUCCCCGCCACUGCCGCUGCUUCUGACUUUGCCUCUGUUCUGCCUGGUGUG